Molecule: messenger RNA, 630 nt
Organism: Mesorhabditis spiculigera
Lineage: Eukaryota; Metazoa; Nematoda; Chromadorea; Rhabditida; Rhabditidae
Source: the annotation of a GenBank genome assembly
AUGGCAAAUCGACAAUUUUUCUUCUUUUUCUUCUUCUUCUUCUUCUUCUUUUUCUUCUUCUUUUUCACAUCGAUUUCGGGUUGCCCGCCCGGAACUGGACCCCUCUCCGCGGCCCCGACGUUCAGCUACAAAGUGCAGCCGCCGGUGCGCUGGACCUACCAAAACGGAGCUGGAGUUGUGGUGUUCCCGGGCCAACCCGUGACUCUCGACGUGGCCAAGGCCAAUUUUGAGGACGAUCUGGAGUUGGCGGUCUACCACGCGCUGACCAAGGAGGGCAUACCCACCGGAUACGCGGAGAAGUUCACGCAUUCCGGAGUAACACCGCCGCUGCUCCCGCUUGUUCCCAUUGACGAGUGUGACCGCGACCUUGUGGACGUCUUGUUGAUCCUUCCCCAUCCCGAUUUUUUGGGAGGGCUAAUUAUGGACAUCUUGCAGGGCGAGGCCGGCGUCGAUGGCAAGACGGUUACCACGGUGUGCAGCACUCAAGCUGCUCUAACGCUAAGUGGAUCGAUUAAGGUGAAUUCCGUGGUAGCGAUGGCCGAGAGUGUCUGGAUCGAGCUUGGGAAAUUGAUCCAAGCCGAACUCGUGAAGAAGGGGGCGCUGUUUGUCGAUGAUUUCGUCGUAAAGCUA